Molecule: messenger RNA, 2130 nt
Organism: Lachancea sp. 'fantastica'
Lineage: Eukaryota; Fungi; Ascomycota; Saccharomycetes; Saccharomycetales; Saccharomycetaceae
Source: the annotation of a GenBank genome assembly
AUGUCACCGGGUCGCACCCAUCAGGAAUCGGUCGAAGAAGCUGUUUUCAAGUACGUCGGCGUCGACCUGCAGGGCGGGAAACACGGCGACGAAACUGAAAACGCAAACGAUAAUUUCCAUAGAAAUGAGUCCCCUGCUGUGCAACAUCCUCACCGUCGUCUGAACCAACAGCAGCGACAAAACAGCGCUCAUGCUGUCGAGCAAGGUAUUAUGGGCACGUCUGCAGGCUCAGGUAAGAAAUAUCAUCAUACACGUAUCGAUCAGCUUCUUGCUCGUGAUGCUCAAAAUGCCAAGAAUGCCGCAGUGGCUGCAAAUGCCAUGCUAGCGGCUAACGCUGCACAUGCCGAAAAUUCGGGUUCUGCCGGUGCUGCCAGCUCUCCUGGAACCAUUCCUGCAGGAUCUUCCACAGCUGCAGAUGUGGAAUGGUUUCUGCGGCAUGAAUUGGAUCCUGAGUCGCCCGCAGCAGCAGAAUUAGACGUGCGUGAGACAAGAGAGCCGCAAUCGGUGGCCGCUGCUGCGGUUGCUGCUGCAUUUGGUUCUUCCGAAACCGCUAACUUGGGAAACAGCAAUGGUAAUGCUAUUGACCGCAAGAGAUCUCACAUGUCGGAUUCUGGAAAGACGGGCGCAAUAGGCUCACUCGUCGGAUCUCACUCCGGCGUCAAAAGGCACCAACCUUCUUCUGAGCCACGAAGCUCUUCACGUGGGAUGCUUCGUCAGUCUUCGAAAAUGCCCCAUCUAGGCGCUGUUGAUCCGGAGCUAGCUUCUCUUGACGACCCAGAGGAUGUUACGGAGCACGAACAGUUGGUACGCAAAGCUAUACUCGACGCCGACUCGAUAGCUCACCAUCCGGAUUUUCAGCACUACUUGAAUACGGAGGACGAACCAGAGGACAAAUCGCGUCUUUCAGCUGAUCUCCACCACUCUGAAGCUCACGCUUUUGGACGAAAGGUUGAAGUACUACCCAAAGUAUCCGGAGAUGAAAUUGUCAUGGGCGGCCAUAGAAGUUCGCUUAAUGCAUCGAACUCGAGAUCGCAGACGGGAGCAAGCACUAAUCAUGGUGACAUGAUGGGCGGCAACGGACACGGAAUGUCUAGAAGCUCAUCUGCUGUGGGUGCAGCUGCGAGCGAUCAGGACAUAUCUCAUUUAAUUCAAGAUGCGGCAACCAAAGCAUCGAACUUCAUUAGUCCUCAAAGUCAGUCAACUGGAAAAUCUUUUGAUGCUGCAGAAGAGCAGGCUCUAGAACAUUUUGUCGGUGACUAUCAAGCUAUCAAAAACUUAUCGCGUCGCCAGAUUUGCGAGCGCAUAUGGUCUAAUGAGCGUCGAAAGGAUGACUUUUGGACGAACAUCUGUAAAGUCCUGCCUUAUAGAACGCGGUCCUCGAUUUACAAACACGUUCGUCGUAAAUACCACAUCUUUGAGCAACGCGGUAAGUGGACACCAGAGGAAGAACGAGAACUGGCCGCAUUGUGUCUUGAAAAGGAGGGACAAUGGUCCGAGAUUGGUAAAAUUUUAGGAAGGAUGCCAGAGGAUUGCCGAGAUCGCUGGAGAAAUUACGUGAAAUGCGGAAAUAAUCGGGCAUCCAACAAAUGGUCACCACAAGAGGAAGAGCAGCUGAAGGUCGUCAUUUCAGAGCUUUCAGAAACCGCAGAUUCACCUGAGGAUCACCUGUAUGAUCCUAUGGAUGACACGCAGAUCGAAGGCAAAGAAAAAAGAAACACCAAGAAGAAAGACUCCGGUUCUCGAGAUCUCAUCAACUGGACGGUCGUCAGUGAACGUAUGGGAGGAACACGGUCGCGCAUUCAGUGCCGCUAUAAAUGGAACAAGCUCUUGAAAAAACAGGCCAUGAACAAGAUCAAAACUAUUAGUGAAGAAGACAAACUGUGGAUUUUAGAGAAGCUUAGAGACAUGGGUUUCACGGAAGAUCUACAAGUGGAUUGGGACGAGCUUGCCAGGUUGAUGCCCGGAAAGCUUUGGUCCGGCACCGAGUUGAAACUCUGCUAUGAAAAAUUGAGAACAGGGGUGAAGUAUCAUAAGGACCGGACGAUCAAUCAGAUUUGUAAGGAAUUAAUUGGGAUUCGCGAUGAGGGAUUGCCGUUGGAAGCCGGUAAUAUUCUAAGUUCAAAGCGUUAG